This is a messenger RNA of Saccostrea cuccullata (small rock oyster), 1228 nucleotides long. RefSeq lists its product as uncharacterized. The transcript is spliced from 12 exons. Bases 378 to 1145 code for a protein of 255 amino acids. The record is from RefSeq and is a predicted model, not a curated record. Lineage: Eukaryota; Metazoa; Mollusca; Bivalvia; Ostreida; Ostreidae.
UGUUCAUUGGAUAUCUUAUCGGGCAGAAAUACGAUGGAUUUGAUCCUAAAUGUCGUAUAGACGUUGAAAAAACAUUACAGUCUGUGAAAAGGUGCCCGACCACAGCCAAGGAGAAUAGGGAUGCCGCGAUCAGAAAAGGAUGCAACCAGAUACCAAACAAUUGCGCUAUAUUUGUUUAUCACUGUCUCCCUAACAGUUUUUUUAAUGAUACUUAUGAACUAUGCUCCCCAAUCAGACAAAUUGUUCAUGAACGCUGCGCAGAAUUCAACAUUGGAGGUUUUGUCAUACAGGGCAAUCAACACAGAAACUGUAAAUCUUGUCCGAAAUUUUAUUUGUCGAACGGUUCAUAUCAAUAUUCAGAAUGUUACGACCAAGUGAUGAGAGAGGUGGAAGAUGUAAAUACAUUCCAUUCAACUACAGAACUUCCAACAUCAGAUUCAACUGUAGCAGAUGAUGAUGCGGAAAAGACAAACAAUAACAAUUGGAUAUUUGGUGUACUUUUUGGUAUACUUGUUUGUGUUAUUGUUUGUUCUGUUGCAAUUGGCCUCUAUAUCAAACGGCGUAGAGAAGGUAAUCCUGUACGUACACCUUCAGUGACUUUCAAUAACAAUAAUGAAGAUCCAGAAUCUCAAACUACAGCGGCUCAAAAGGUCAAAACCAAAUACAAAUAUUUCAAGGAAUUGAAUCGAAAGACACAGUUUGAAAGACGUCGAUAUUUGUCUGAAGGUGACAAAGAGGAAAAUAUUCCAUUAACACUUCCAUCCAAAUAUCAAUCACAGGAUUAUAGCUCAGAUGAAGCACAGGAGAACACACCACUUUUAGGCAGAAAGAACGCUGAUUCAAGCGCUAUCAAAGAAGAUUUCGAUGAAGUGAAGAACAGAAUUACAGAGUUUGACUUUAAGGCUCCUGUGUGCAGAGAAGAUAUCAGACAAAACAGUCAGGAAACACCAACUGGCGGCGACCUUGGUAGAUCUAAGAGAAACGUAAGAAAAUACUCUGAUGCAGUUGAAGCUAGGGUAUAUGUAAGACCUAGAAGAAGAGUGAAGUCAGAAUCAGAAGCAUCUGCCUCUUCUGCGCAGCUUUCUUAUAUUACCGAGGGUGGAAACUGUGAUAAACAGAUAUCAUUCAAAUGUUUAAGUGGUUGAAGAAUAACAAACAUCAUUAAAUUUUCUCUUUGAAAAUUUCAUUAAUUUUGAGUCAAAAUACUCUGAUUUUUGUGACUUAAGAA